This is a messenger RNA of Anopheles gambiae (African malaria mosquito), 5787 nucleotides long. RefSeq names its product ATP-binding cassette sub-family C member 4. NCBI's taxonomy places the organism in Eukaryota, Metazoa, Arthropoda, Insecta, Diptera, Culicidae. Bases 1406 to 5626 code for a protein of 1406 amino acids. Gene Ontology annotation, biological process: transmembrane transport. Gene Ontology annotation, cellular component: membrane. Gene Ontology annotation, molecular function: ATP binding; ABC-type transporter activity; ATP hydrolysis activity. The transcript has 5 exons. The record is from RefSeq and is a predicted model, not a curated record.
UUCAUUCAUAAUCAAACUACAGACGCAGACGGUACCGCCGCGGGUAGGUUGUCAGUGUGUUGAAAUUCAGUCGCAAAAAAUGCAGUUCUUGUAAUACAUAACUAAUGCACCAAUCACCAGCAGCAUGUUGUAAUGCUGAACUGAACGUACCAAACGUGGGUGUGAGUGUCGAAAACGAAAAAUAAAACAGUGGUUCGGUUUUUUUUCGCUCUAUCUAUCAAUCGAGGGUGAUUGAACAAAUCGGACAUGGUGUGUUUAUACUAAAGGCUUCAGAUUCAGUGAAAGUUUAAGAUCAAUGGGCCGUUGCUUUCUAUUGUUAAAAAAGAGCGAACCUUUCCGGCAAACGUUGUUAGAAGGCUUCGAUUAAGAGAUUUGAAAGCGAAGAAGACACGUAUAUUGCAAGAAGCUACCCUAAUAAGUGAUGUGAUUGUUCUCAGCCGCCUCACGACUUUAAUAUAUUCAGGCGGUGCUGAAAUUAGGCAAUGUUGAUCGUCCUGCGUAUACUUAUUGAUUGAGCAUUGUUUAUGAAUGGCCUUCGAUGCGAGUAAGCCGAAGUUAUUGUUUGGGGUUGCUGUUAAGUGUUCACUGCAGGCCCACUUAUAGUAGUGCACGUUGAUUUUCUUUCGAUUGCCGCAACAAAGCGAGCUAUUUAUAGUGUUUGUGCGAAUCUAUGUUUUACAAAUGAGUUAGAUUAUUCUUCUGUGCUACAAAAUACUUGAAUAAUCGUUGUGUGCAAUCGUUGCCAGUAACCAUCGUUAGGAAGUCCAAUAGAGAGCUAAUCCAUUCACGGCACGGAACACUGACUCGCAAAGCACACAUGGUGGUGGACUUUUGGCAGUGCAAAAAGGCGAACAUAACACACUUUUGGAACCAUUUGGAUGAAGUUCGCAUCAAACGAUUGAAAGCAUUUUUGAAUCACGAUCGACACAUCAUAGCAAAGCAUUUCUCCGGCAAGCGCAGACUGCAGACGGCUUUACACUGGAAAAACCGGUUCCCACGUCGCAUUGCUCUGACCGACAUAAUUCUUCUCUGCGUACUAUUCCGGCAUGCUGAACAUAAUGAGGGAUAUGAAAUCGUUGAUGCGGAAUGAUUAGUUUGGUCAGCCACAUUGAAUAACUAACUACACAACAAUGAAUGUGUGCAGCAGUCUGGAACUAUUCGCAUUGCCAGUUUUGCUGUUCGGUAGUUGGACUAUUGUUCAUCCAGUUUGUAGCGGAGUACAGCACAGCCUUCCUCAUUGAUCCUGAAAACGAGCUGUAAAGACAACUUGCAACAGAUUGAUAAUCGGCAUAUAUAUUGUGGUGUAUCCUGCUAAAUGGGACGUCAUUUAUGGCGAAUGACUGCCCGUAGAAAGCUUUGCACUGAUCAGUUAAACAACACGAAAAACGAAACGGUUUAGUGAAGAAUGAACCGCGAAAACCCAUUCGGUAAUGGAAAGCAGGUCAACCCUGUACAGAAUGCCUCCUUUCUGUCGAAACGUAGUUUCUGGUGGCUACGAGAAAUGUUCCGCUAUGGACAGCGUAAAGAGAUUACGGAAGAAAAGCUUUACGCGACACUGCCAGAGCACAGCAGUCACGGUUUGGCGGAAACAUUCGAACGCCUAUGGUCAGAAGAGGAGCAACGUGGACCGACCAAGGCUAGCUUUGCUCGUGUUUACUGGCGUGCUUUCGGCAAGGAAACCCUUUUCUGGGGUCUAGUGUUCUCGGCUUUCGAAACGGCCAACCGUGUUGCUCAACCAUUGCUGCUGGGAGAGCUAGUAUCCUACUUUACUCCUAACCAGGACACCAUCAGCGAACGAGACGCAUACCUGUACGCGAUAGGCGUUAUCGCAUGUUCGCUGUUAUCGGUCAUCUCAUUUCAUCCCUUCAUCUUCUUUAUUUUUCAACUCGGAAUGAAGUUUCGUAUAGGCGCUUCGUGCUUAAUUUAUAACAAGGUACUUAAACUCUCUAAAUCCACCACUGCUGGCGACGGACUUAAUGGAAAAAUCAUCAAUUUGCUCUCGAAUGACGUCGGAAAGUUUGACAUCGCAUUAUGUUUCGUGCAUGAUCUGUGGAAAGGCCCCAUGGAAGCUGUUCUGCUUGGCUAUUUCAUUUAUUGUCAAAUUGGGUUCUCGGGCUUGCUAGGAAUGGCCUUCCUGAUGAGUUUUAUCCCGCUUCAAGCCUGGGUGGGUAAGAAAACGGCCACCUAUCGAAUGAAGGCGGCCAAACGGACGGAUGUACGUGUACGAUUCAUGAACGAAAUCAUCCAAGGUAUUCAGGUGAUCAAAAUGUACACGUGGGAGAGCUCAUUCGCCAAAAUGAUCGAAAAUAUCCGGCGGAAAGAGAUACAAGCCAUCCGUGGUGGUGCAUACGUGCGGGCAACGCUCAUAUCGUUCUUUACCGUGUCGCGAGUGUCCAUUUUUAUCAGCCUACUGUCAUACACAGUCACCGAGAACGUUAUCACUGCCAAAAAGGUGUUCAUUGUGACGUCGUUCUACAGCAUACUGAACGAUUCCAUGGUGCAUUUCUGGCCCAUGGCCAUUACCUUCUGCGCGGAGGGAUAUAUCUCGCUCAAGCGUAUACGUGAUUUCCUUUUAACACCUGAAGGAAAAAGUAGCCUCAGUACAAACAUGCCAUCAGAUGUAAAGAAAGGCAAGAAAACAACGUCUACCAGCGAUAAAGAUAAUUCGAGCCAAAUGGAAUCUAGUAAAGGAAUCAAAGAAGAUGCCCUGCAAAACGGCAGUAAAGGCGUGACAAAAAAUGAAGACGUCGAUUUUGAACCCUUGCUGCCAAAACGAUUUGUACGAACGGUGGAUGGAGAAAGAAAAGGGAUCGUACUCGAUAACGCCACAGCACGUUGGAUGUGCCCUUCAGCUGUACCAGUUGGAGCAAUUUCUACAAUGGGAAAAGGAGGUGGAGAUUGCUCAGAAGAGACUACAAAUGUUGGCAUUGAGUCUGUCAGUUUGACUGUCGAUCCGGGAAGAUUGUGUGUGCUGGUAGGUCCAGUUGGCUCGGGCAAAUCUACUCUGCUGCAGGUGCUAUUGGGUGAGCUAGAACUCGAUCAAGGUACGGUGGAAAUGUAUGGAACAGUCAGCUAUGCCGCACAGGAACCUUGGCUAUACGAAGGCAGUGUGAGGAAUAAUAUCAUUUUUACUGAAGAGUACGAUGAGCGGCGUUACUUACGGGUGGUUCGUGUAUGUGCUCUGGAAAAAGAUUUUGAACUUUUUCCACACGGCGAUCAAACGAUUGUUGGAGAACGAGGCAUCAGCUUAAGCGGAGGACAAAAGGCACGUGUCAAUCUUGCCCGUGCCAUCUAUCGAAAAGCCGAUAUUUAUUUAUUGGAUGAUCCACUGUCAGCAGUCGAUACACAUGUGGGCAAGCAUAUUUUCGAGCUUUGUAUUCGCGAUUUCCUCGCUAAUCGAGUAUGCGUUUUGGUUACCCAUCAGUUGCAGUACUUAAAAGACGUACAACAGAUAGUGCUAAUGAACGCGGGCCGAGUAGAAGCAUGUGGCAGCUAUAAAGAAUUGAAAAAAUCAAAUAUCGAAUCGAUCAUGGCACUGACACCUGACGAAUCUCCCCUAGAAAGUCCUAUAGAAAAGGAACUGAAAAACCGUCGCCCACGACGGACUAGUGGAUCUUCGACCGGUUCGCAGCGUGAUAGUGAUCUUAUGAUGGACCUGUUGCAGCAAGACAAACAAGAAGAAGAAAAAGAAUCUCAAGGCGGUAGCGGUAGUGUGGGGCUCUCAGUGUACAAAACCUACUUCAGCGCGGUCAACAGUUGCGGAUGGGUGUUCUGGCUUAGCGCUUUAAUGGUGCUAUCGCAAAUCGUUGUCAGUGGAGUCGACAUAUUUGUUGCAGAAUGGGUGAAUUGGGAGGAGAAAGUGGCUGGCAUUCCUCCGGAAUUUGAUUUGAAUGAUAAUCACACUAUUUUGAGUUCUCGCGAUGUGCGAAUUUUACUGAGAGAGCAGGCUGAUGUGAGCAACUUCAUAGAGCGUCAGCAGUAUAUCUGGAUCUACAGUGGGCUAAUUAUUCUGCUGGUUAUCUUAGUUGUACAAAGAUCGUUUUCGUUCUUUUACGUUUGUCUUCGCAUUUCCAUAAAUCUACAUGAUCGUCUUUUUCGUGGAUUGACCCGUGCAACAAUGUACUUCUUCAAUACAAAUCCUUCCGGGAGAAUUUUGAACCGUUUCUCAAAAGAUAUUGGAGCGAUUGAUUCAGCACUGCCCAUGGCACUGUUAGACUGCGUUGUGUUUUUCUUGGAAAUGAUCGCAGUAGUAGCGGUGGUAUCGAUCGUCAACUAUUGGUUCCUUGUACCUACUGCGGUGGUUGCGGUGGUGAUGUAUUACAUUCGUCAGACUUAUUUAAACACGUCUCGUGUGGUGAAGCGCAUCGAAUCUGUCAACCGAUCGCCGCUUUUCUCACACACCAAUGCGACUUUGCAAGGACUAUCAACGAUUCGGGCGUUUGGUGCACAGUCGAUACUCAAGCACGAGUUUAACGAGUUUCUCGAUGUGAACUCCUCUGCUUGGUACAUGUUUAUCUCUACGAGUCGUGCAUUUGCCCUGUGGCUCGACGUGGUGUGCGUGUUGUACAUUGGUAUCAUAACGAUCAGCUUUCUCGUUGGCAAUAGCAACCAAAUGCUAGGCGGCAGCGUCGGAUUGGCCAUCACAAAGACAAUCAGCUUGGUCGGUAUGUGCCAGUGGGGGAUGCGGCAAUCGGCAGAACUGGAGAAUCAGAUGGUUUCCGUAGAGCGUGUGAAUGAAUACACAAACCUACCGUCUGAACCACCGCUCGAGACUGCGCCGAAACAUCGACCGCAACGAAACUGGCCUGAGCAUGGUACAAUACGGUUCAACAACGUUGAUCUGCGGUACUCGGACGAUGGAGAGCGUGUACUAAAGGACCUUAAUUUUACCAUUCGUUCGAACGAGAAGGUUGGCAUCGUGGGACGUACUGGGGCUGGCAAAUCGUCCUUGAUUCAGGCACUUUUCAGACUCGCACCCUUCGAGGGAAAUAUUGAAAUUGACGACAUAGAUACAAAGACCUUGGGUUUGCGCGAUUUACGAAGCAAAAUCUCAAUUAUACCUCAGGAUCCCAUUUUAUUUUCCGGCACGUUGCGUAGCAAUUUGGAUCCAUUUGAUCAGCGCAAGGACGAUGAAUUGUGGAGUGCUCUUGAUCAGGUUGAGUUGAAAGAGGCCGUAUCUUCGCUAGCCGGAGGUUUAGAGUGUCGCAUGUCCGAUGGAGGGAGCAAUUUCAGUAUGGGCCAAAGGCAACUUGUUUGUCUCGCUAGAGCCAUUUUGAGAAACAAUAAAAUCCUUGUUCUCGACGAAGCCACUGCCAAUGUAGAUCCGGAAACGGAUAAACUGAUUCAAACUACGAUUCGUACAAAAUUUGCCCACUGCACAGUAUUAACAAUUGCGCAUCGAUUAAACACGGUUAUGGACAGUGAUAGAGUGUUGGUGAUGGACGCUGGACGCGUAGUCGAGUUUGGGCAUCCGCAUGAGCUUCUGCACGGUCCGAUUGGCUAUCUACGGCGACUAGUGGACCAAACUGGUGUUGCUACGGCAGCAAUGUUGAUGCGUACUGCUGAGGAUAAUUUUAAAAAAUCUAGUGCACGGCAGACGGAAGCAAUUACACUGGGAUUGUCAUGAGACAAGGUCUAAAAGAAAAUAUACACACUUGCUGCAUAAAUGCUUGAGAUUAUUUUAUGUACAGUAUUUAUGUACAACAUAAACUACGAGCAAUAUUUUGUGUCAAUUUUCACUGAAAGUAAGAUUGAAAUCAAUAAAGAAAUAUAAAAAUAAUACACGAA